Messenger RNA from Aspergillus calidoustus, 1186 nucleotides. NCBI's taxonomy places the organism in Eukaryota, Fungi, Ascomycota, Eurotiomycetes, Eurotiales, Aspergillaceae. The record is from the annotation of a GenBank genome assembly.
AUUCAUUACCAUCAUUGCCUUUCAACUGGACAGGGUUUACACCGAAACAUUGUCCAACCAUGACUAUCUCAGGAAAAGUGGUGGUUGUCACUGGUGGAUCUAAGGGGAUUGGCAAAGCCAUUGCCCUUAAAGCCGCUGCGGAAGGGGCCAACGUCGUUAUCAACUACUUGAGUGAUGUGCAAGCGGCCAACAAUGUCGUUGUGGAAAUUGGGAAUGAUCAUGCACUCGCAUUUCAAGCCGAUAUUGCCAAGAUGGAAGAGAUUGCUAGGCUGAUUGAUGCAACUAUAUCACGCUUUGGACAAAUUGAUGUCCUAAUUCCUAAUGCCGCGUUUAUUCCAAACUGCAGCCUACGCACGAUGACUGAGGAGGACUUUGAUAGAGCUUUCGCUGUUAACGUGAAGGGCCCUUGUUUCCUUGCGAAGCAAGCCGUACCACAUAUGAGUCCUGGCAGUACUAUUAUUUUCAUUUCGAGUGAUGUGACCGACUCAUCCACCAUUCUACCACAAUUCCUCCUGUACGUCUCCACGAAAGGUGCCAUGAACCAGACAGUUCGAGCCUUGGCGAGAGACCUUGCAACUGCUGGCAUUCGAGUCAACGCCGUCUCCCCUGGACCAACAGGUAGAGACGCCCUUUACCAUGCCAUGGACGAUGAGAAGGUUCGGAUGCUCGCGAGCCACAACCCAUUCAAAAGAAUCGGAGAGGCAGCAGAGAUAGCAGCGGUGGUUAGUAUGCUAUGGUCAAACGAUAGCGCUUGGGUUACAGGGCAGAUACUUAAGGUGAAUGGCGGUAGUAUACUAUAAACGCGCCUGACAGACAUAGAUUAGGGACCAGUGCAGGUGUCGGCCGGAGCCCCUGGCUCCGGACCCCGCGCAAGCAUUCCUCUCACCAUUCCAUCGAACAUUCCUCUCAGGACUCACGAGAUACAGCGAUUGGAGCAGUAAUAUUGGAUAGCCCCUGUUUCCUUAUUUAGUUUAGUCAAUUCCUGUGCUUAAAUAGUGCUGUUUCCCCAGUUAUUCAGAAUGACAGACCUCUCAACUUUUCCAGAUCCUCCACCUAGAUCAACGGCCCGGCUGACAGCAGGCGAUUUAACGGAAUGUCAUACCAUACCACCUUGAAAGACGGGAAAAAUAAACCUCACCUCUAUGAGACUCAUGUGGAGAGCAUGAAACUAGCAAAGCAAGAUUUC